Pochonia chlamydosporia 170 is the source of this 267-nucleotide messenger RNA. RefSeq lists its product as hypothetical. The transcript has a single exon. Bases 1 to 267 code for a protein of 88 amino acids. The record is from RefSeq and is a predicted model, not a curated record. NCBI's taxonomy places the organism in Eukaryota, Fungi, Ascomycota, Sordariomycetes, Hypocreales, Clavicipitaceae.
AUGACCCACCCACCUGUGUCCCCCCAUGUCACACGGAAUCCCCGUUCGAGCCCAGAGGAAGGGCAGAGAGGGCAGAGCCGGCACCAGGUCAUCUUCAACGGGUCAUUUCCGGGGAAAAGGGACAGAGGAUCGAACUGCACAGUUGACUCUGGGCCUCGUCACUGCGAAGAGGAAGAAAAAGAAGGAAGGAUCGAAGGCGCAUAUAAUCCCAAAUAUGGACAGUCUUGUGCAUUGCGUGAUGCACCAGCAGGGCAGAUGGGACCGUGA